UCUGCAGCCGUACUUCCGGGCGCCGAUGCAGCAGGAUGCAGAAGGUCUCCGUGUUACUCUUCCUGGCCUGGGUCUGCUUCCUCUUCUACGCUGGCAUUGCCCUCUUCACCAGUGGCUUCCUUCUCACCCGUUUGGAACUCACUAACCAUAGCAGCUGCCAAGAGCCCCCAGGUCCUGGGUUCCUGCCAUGGGGAAACCAAGGAAAGCCUGGGGCCUGCUGGAUGGCUUCUAGGUUCUCCCGGGUUGUGUUGGUGCUAAUAGAUGCUCUGCGAUUUGACUUUGCCCAGCCCCAGCACUCACAUGUGCCUGGAGAACCUCCUGUCUCCCUGCCCUUCCUGGGCAAACUAGGCUCCUUGCAAAGGAUCCUGGAGAUUCAGCCCCACCAUGCCCGACUCUACCGAUCUCAGGUUGAUCCCCCCACCACCACCAUGCAGCGCCUCAAGGCCCUCACCACUGGCUCAUUGCCUACUUUUAUUGAUGCUGGCAAUAACUUUGCCAGCCAUGCCAUAAUGGAAGACAAUCUCAUUAAACAACUUACUAAUGCAGGGAGGCGUGUAGUCUUCAUGGGAGAUGAUACCUGGAAAGACCUUUUCCCUGGAGCUUUUUCCAAAGCUUUCUUCUUCUCUUCCUUCAAUGUCAGAGACCUACACACAGUGGACAAUGGCAUCCUGGAACACCUGUAUCCCACCAUGGACAGUGGUGAAUGGGACGUGCUGAUUGCUCACUUCCUGGGUGUGGAUCAUUGUGGCCACAAGCAUGGCCCUCACCACCCUGAAAUGGCCAAGAAACUUAGCCAGAUGGACCAGGUGAUCCAGGAACUUGUGGAGCGUCUGGAGAAUGACACACUGCUGGUGGUGGCUGGGGACCACGGGAUGACCGUGAAUGGAGACCAUGGAGGGGAGAGUGAGCUGGAGGUCUCGGCUGCACUCUUUCUGUACAGUCCCACAGCACUCUUUCCCAGUGCCCCACCAGAGGAGCCAGAAGUGAUUCCUCAAGUCAGCCUCGUGCCCACACUGGCCCUGCUGCUAGGCCUGCCUAUCCCAUUUGGAAACAUUGGGGAGGUGAUAGCUGAGCUCUUCUCAGGGGGCAAAGACUCCCAGCCCCACUUCUCUGCUCUAGUCCAAGCCUCAGCUCUCCAUCUCAAUGCCCAGCAGGUAUCCCGAUUUCUUCAUACCUACUCAGCUGCUACUCAGGACCUCCAAGUUAAGGAGCUUCAUCAGCUACAGAAUCUCUUCUCCAAAGCCUCUGCUGACUACCAGUGGCUUCUUCAGAACCCUCAAGGGACUGAGGCUGCACUGAAGACUGUGAUUGCUGAGCUGCAGCAGUUCCUGCGGGGAGCUCGGGCUAUAUGCAUCGAGUCUUGGGCCCGUUUCUCUCUGGUCCGCAUGGCAGGGGGUGCUGCUCUCUUAGCUGCUGCCUGCUUUCUCUGUCUACUCGCAUCCCAGUGGGCAACAUCCCCAAGCUUCCAUUUUCGCCCUUUACUACUUAUACCUGGGGCCUGGGGCCUGGGUGGAGCCAUACUAUAUGCUGGAUUUUUGACAACUACUGGGCUGAAGCUGGAUCCAGUGGUUCUAGGGACCAUAGCUGCAACAAGCUCCCUCCUCCCUUUUCUGUGGAAAGCCUGGGCUGUCUGGGGCUCUAAGAGGCCCCUGGCAACUCUGCUUCCUAUGCCUGGGCCUGUCCUAUUACUCCUGCUCAUUCGGUUGGCUGCCUUCUUCUCUGAUAGUUUUGUUGUAGCUGAGGCCAGGGCUACCCCCUUCCUUUUGGGCUCACUCAUUUUGCUCCUGGUUGCCCAGCUUCACUGGGAGGGCCAGCUUCUACCACCUAAACUGCUCACAAUACCCCGCCUUGGCUCUUCUUCCCCAACAGGCCCCCAACGGCACAGUGGUACAUAUGCCCUGAAGCUUGGAAUUGGGUUGCUUUUAUGUACAAGGCUAGCUGGGCUUUUUCAUCGCUGCCCUGAAGAGACACCUGCUUGCCACUCCUCUCCCUGGCUGAGUCCUCUGGCAUCCAUGGUGGGAGGUCGAGCCAAAAAUUUGUGUUACGGAGCUUGUGUUGGGGCACUGGUGACCCUAUUAGUUGCUGUGCGACUGUGGCUUCGCCGCUAUGGUAAUCUCAAAAGCCCUGAGCCCCCUGUGCUCUUUGUGCGUUGGGGGCUGCCUCUGAUGGUACUGGGCACUGCUGCCUAUUGGGCAUUGGCAUCGGGGGCCGAUGAAGCACCCCCACGUCUCCGGGCCCUGGUUGCUGGGGCAUCAGUUGUGCUUCCUCGGGCAGUGGUGAUGCUGGCUGCUUCAGGACUCAUGCUGCUUCUCUGGAGGCCUGUGACAGUGUUGGUGAAGGCUGGGGCAGGUGCCCAAAGGACCAGGACUGUCCUCACUCCCUUCUCAGGCCCCCCUACUUCUCAGGCUGACCUGGAUUAUGUGGUCCCUCAAAUUUACCGACACAUGCAAGAAGAGUUCCGGGGCCGGCUAGAGAGGACCAAAUCUCAGGGUCCUUUGACUGUGGCUGCCUAUCAGUUGGGGAGCAUCUACUCAGCUGCUAUGGUCAUGGCCCUCACCUUUUUGGCCUUCCCACUUCUGCUAUUGCAUGCAGAACGCAUCAGCCUUGUGUUCCUACUUCUGUUUCUGCAGAGCUUCCUUCUCCUGCAUCUGCUUGCUGCUGGGAUAACCAUCACUACCCCUGGUCCUUUUACUGUGCCGUGGCAGGCAGUGUCUGCAUGGGCCCUCAUGGCCGCACAGACCUUCUACUCCACAGGCCACCAACCUGUCUUUCCAGCCAUCCACUGGCAUGCAGCUUUCGUGGGAUUCCCAGAAGGUCAUGGCUCCUCUACUUGGCUGCCUGCUUUGCUAGUAGGAGCCAACACCUUUGCCUCCCACCUCCUCUUUUCAGUAGGUUGCCCACUACUCCUGUUGUGGCCUUUCCUAUGUGAAAGUCAAGGGCCAAGGAAGAGGCGGCAACCCCCAGGGAGUGAAGCCGAGGCCAGAGUCAGGCCUGAGGAGGAGUUGGAGGAGCCACUGAUGGAGAUGAGGCUCCGGGAUGCGCCUCACCACUUUAAUGCAGCACUACUGCAGCUGGGCCUUAAGUAUCUCUUUGUCCUUGGUGUUCAGAUUCUGGCUUGUACCUUGGCUGCCUCCAUCCUCCGCAGGCAUCUAAUGGUCUGGAAGGUGUUUGCCCCCAAGUUCAUUUUUGAGGCCAUAGGCUUCAUUGUGAGCAGCGUGGGACUUCUCCUGGGCAUAGCGUUGGUGAUGCGAGUGGAUGGUGCUGUGAGCUCCUGGUUCAGAAAACUAGUUUUGGCCCAGCAGAGGUAGCCUAGGCUAUGGAUGCUUGCAUCUGACUACAGAGAGAACUGAAGAAUAACAUAGCCUGGCCUGCACAGGUGCUAGCUAAGCGCAAGAGAGGCUCAGCCACACCUCUUAUCGUCAUGCAGCCAGGCAUUACUGACUCUGGGACUUCAUUAUUUUAGAAUUCAAAAUCACAGUGGAGCCUGAUCUCUAACUCUUGAUUUGAUUGCAUCUGAUGGACAAGGGUGGUGGUUGCGGGGCAUGGUUCUCCAAAGUGGAAUAAAAUAAUGUAAAUAUGUUUGUCUGAGAUGUGGGGAAGUCCCCACUGUCAUACAUGGGUUGGAGGGAGGGUCAGUCUCCCCUCUCAGGCAGAUUGUAUCAGUCAUCUUAGAUAGGCCUGGCUACACCUGAGAACAUUUGGCAAGAGGUUGGAGUUAACUGAAUUCACUGCCCCCACUUUUUCCUAGAUCACUCCUGUUAUCCCACUUAUGAUUUUCCUUUGCUAUUCAAUUAACACAUUUUAUGAGUUCUUAUGCUUUGACUGAUCACAGAGAAGACUAAGAAUAUAAACCCAGGCAUCAUGGAUUAUACAAUUUCACUGAAGGCCCCAAAUCAGCUUUCCUGAUGUGUCCUUUCACUCUGGGACACCCUUUGCUCUUCACUUCUGUGGAAGUAUCCCUAGUUUCUCAGCCUGUGCUGCCUGUUUAUUUAUUUAUGGUACUGGGGAUUGAACGUAGGGGUGCUUCACCGCUUUUUGCUACAUCCCCAGCCCUUUUAUUUUUUAUUUUGAGACACCCUCUCUAAGUGGCUGUGCUUGCCUUGAAUUUGCAAUCUUCCUGCCUAACUCUCUAGUUGCAUGUGCCACUGUGCUUCGCUUUGUGUUGCCUUUUAUCAGAUCCAUUUGCCCAUCUUUUUUUGGCUGAGGGAAGAUGGUUAUGGAAAUUGAACCCAGGGCUUGGCAUGUGCUAGGCAAGCACUUGACCACUGAGCUACAUCUCUAGUCCUUUUUAUUUUAUUUUGAGACAGUCUCACUAAGUUGCUGAGACUAGCCUCAAACUGUGAUUCUUUUGCCUCAACCUCUAGAAUAUAGACCUGCUUGCCCAUCUUAUAGAACGUUCCACUGUGUCUCAUUAUUUCUGGACUUGAAACCAACACUGUAUGGAUCUAUCUAUCUAUCUAUCUAUGUAUCUAUCUAUCUAUCAAUCACUAAGGUUUGAACCCAGCACCUUAUGCAUUCUAGGCUAGAGCUCUAACACUGAGCUAUACUCAGCCUCAAAACCAUAAAAUCUUAAUGUUUCUCUUGUAUAUCUCCUGUGUCCUCUGUCCACUCCAUCCCCACACUCAGGUGUCAGUUUUGAAGUGAUGGCGUGAGAUCCUCCUGGAGAUGUCCAUCAAAAGAGUUUGGAAGUCAGAGGGGUGUAGUGGGCAUAUGCCUUUAAUUCCAGUGAUUUAGGAAGCUGGAAAGAGGAGGAUUGCAAGUUCAAGGCAAUUUAGGGAGAUACUGUUUCAAAAAGGGCUGUGAAUGUAGCUCAGCAGUUGUGUACCACUUGGUUCACUCCUCAAUACCACAAAAAUAAAUAUAAAAUAGAUAAAGUGGAUUAUUUACCUUUUAGAAACAAAGUUGGGAAGAGGCUUUGAAGAGAAGGGUUAGGACUAAGGUUUGAGGUUUGAGCAUGCUCAAGUCAUGAGAAGAUGGGAUUGCUGAAAGAAGAAAAGAUCUUAAAAAGGUGGAAGAGCACCUACCUUUAGUUGGCAUGAGGAAGAAAAGAUAAGGAGCAGUGGUUGUAAAGAAAUAUUCACUGCUGUGGUAGGUGGCUAAGGGAAGAGUUCAAAGUAUUAAUGGGUAAGAUUGUAAGGUACAGAGGUCAAAUAGAUGAAAAGUGUGCACUCUGUGAGGCAAUUAAGAGAUAGGUCGUUAGUUACGCUGGUUAUAAACAGGUUUAAUAAUGCAAGAUGGAGAAGUUAGGUCCCCAGCUAGCCUAUAAAAUGAAUAAGGGAAGAAAACAGUGGUAGAACAAACAGUGCCUUUGUGAGAAAGAAAAAUGCCCUUUUCCAUCUCUAGUACCCAGGGAAAGGAUUUCAGACCCCAGGCCCUCACCAUCUCCUCUGCCAGCACCUCCACCAACCCCACCCCAAUUUUAUUUAUUUAUUUAUUUAUUUUUUGCAGGGACUUCCUUACCUAGAGUCUAAGGAUAAUCACCCAUCCACUAUAUAAUCACUUUCUUUUGAUAAAUCAUCGGAAUUCUUUUAGAGAAAGAUAUGUUAGCAUAUUGAUGACAUCAUUAAAUACACUACUAGAAGUUCUUCCUUGCCAGACAUGGUGGCACAUGCCUUUAAUUCCAGCUACUUGGGAGGCUGAGGUUUGAGGAACCCACAUUUGAGGACAGUGUGGGUGAUUUAUCAAAACCCUAUCUCAAAAUAAAAAAAUAAAAAGGACUAGGGAUGUAGCUCAGUAGUAGAAUGCCCUUGGGUUCUGCAAAAAGAAAAAGAAAAAAAAAAAAAAGGAGAAGGAAAAACAAACAAAAGAAAUGGGAUCAUAUAAUCUGUGGUCAAUCUUCUGUGAUUGACUG
Messenger RNA from Sciurus carolinensis (gray squirrel), 5851 nucleotides. It is a transcript of the gene Pigo, whose product is annotated as phosphatidylinositol glycan anchor biosynthesis class O. Gene Ontology annotation, biological process: GPI anchor biosynthetic process. Gene Ontology annotation, molecular function: mannose-ethanolamine phosphotransferase activity. Bases 36 to 3308 code for a protein of 1090 amino acids. The record is from RefSeq and is a predicted model, not a curated record. NCBI's taxonomy places the organism in Eukaryota, Metazoa, Chordata, Mammalia, Rodentia, Sciuridae. Gene Ontology annotation, cellular component: endoplasmic reticulum membrane. The transcript has 11 exons.